AUGAAAUGGACUCCAAAUUGGACUUGGUGUUAUCAAUGAUGGUUUGUAGUUCUGGUUGUAAAUCUAAUCAACCUGAGUUUGAGUUGGAGGCUAAACAUAAUGGCAUAAAAGUUGAUGGUGGUGAGUGCGGAGAUGCAUAUAGCUAUGUCACUCCACCUACUUUUAAUGGUGAUGAUGUUGUUUGCAAUAACGAAAAUGAAGUUGAGGUCACAUCUCCUCAUCCUAGGCCAAUGAGAAAAAGGAAACGUGCUCCUGCCCUGAUGACACCAUAUACAGACCCAACAAAAAGGAGAAAAUUUAGAAAAGAUGAAGGGUUCAAAGUUGAUCCAAUUCGUAAGAUUGACGAGCACAAGGAAGAGGCUUUUAUGAAGUGGUUCAAUGAGAACAACACAAGCAUGUUAAUUAACUGUGGAACCGGCAGCUACCAAAGGAAAUACUUCGAACAGUUAUUUACCCCAGCAACAUGGCUGUCUACUGAUCAUAUAGAUGAGGCUUUAUGGGGCAUGAGAAAAAGGUCACAAAAGUAUCAUGACCUCUUUGAUUAGAAUGUCGCCAUUCUUG
Messenger RNA from Humulus lupulus (European hop), 561 nucleotides. RefSeq lists its product as uncharacterized. NCBI's taxonomy places the organism in Eukaryota, Viridiplantae, Streptophyta, Magnoliopsida, Rosales, Cannabaceae. The transcript is spliced from 3 exons. The record is from RefSeq and is a predicted model, not a curated record. The coding region runs from base 6 to 545 and encodes 179 amino acids.